AUGGUAUAUGAAACAUCGUAUGAUACCGGGCUUAAACCCUUUACUCCCGAUCUAAAUCGAGGAAAGUGGGAUAAGCCCACGGACUAUAUAUUCGCCUGCUUUGGAUUAGCCUUGAAGUUGGAUGUCUUUGUGGCAUCGUUUUGGAUGUUCUUCGACAUGGGCAUUCUUGGAAUACUGCCGUACUUUAUCUAUAUGGCCAUUUACUUGGUUCCCAUCAUGGUCAUCCAUUCCUUCAUGGGUCAGUUCUCCAGCAGUGGCUUCAUCUCCGCCUUCCGCCUGUCGCCUUUCUUUAAAGGCAUGGGAUAUGUGAGUGGAUUUUUAACUAUCUCCAUGCUAAUUUACUAUAGCAUUUUUGCUGCGGUUCCUCUUCUGUUCAUAAUCAACUCAUUUCGACCCACUUUACCUUGGAGCUGUGAGGGAUUGAAUACUUGGCACAAUGGAAGUGCAACGCUAUCUACUACUUGUAAUAAGACACUGAUCUUGGAGGACUUUUCGGAACUCAACAGAUCUUACCAGCUGCUCCAUGUGCCAUCCGUGCUCUACUUUCAAAAUCACUAUGAUUCCAUGAAACAGGAUUCAGUUCCGGAUUGGUAUAAGGACUACGAGUUGUCUUGGCAUUUUGUGGGCCUCUUCGCAAUCAUUUGGGCUGUGAUUGCAUUUAUUUUUUAUAAGUUCUCAGAGACGGCAAAGUUUGGAAAACUUAUACGGUACAUGGUGAUUGUGACCCUGGUGCUUCUUUUAGUGUGCUUUGUGCGAUUCCUGUUCCUUCCUGGAGCUCUUAACGGACUCCACAGAUAUAUGACUCCCACGGCAAGUGACAUGGCCAUGGGAGUAGCCUCCACAUUUAUUAUGGUUCUUCAUGCAUUCGGAGCUGGCUGGGGCAGUGUAAUAGCCCUGUCCAGUUUCAACGGAUUCAAGACUGACAUCAUGUCGUAUAGUUGGAUUAUUUCCUUUGGACAGAUCUUCAUUUACAUUAUGUUUGGCAUGGUGUCCUUUAUGCUGGAACACUACUUUAAUGGUAAUAGCAAUUUAUUGUUUUGCAUUAUCUUCACUGUAUUCAAAUUAUCCUUUUCAGAACUUUCUGAUGCUGAAGAUAACGCACAUGUUUUGAGCCAUUGGCUGCUAUAUUUGUCAAGUGCUUCCGCCUUGUCCACAAUGGCAUGGCCAAACCUAUGGACUUUCAUAUACUAUUCUAUGCUUUUAAUUGCUGCGCUAAUUGUGAUGACGACACAAAUCUUCACUGUUUUGCAAAGUUUGUUUGAUGAGUUUGAAAUACUUCGAUUGAGAAAACAGGAGGUAACCUUUGGUCUAAUCGGAGGCAUAGCACUCUGCUCCUUUUACUUUUGCACAAAUCAUGGCAUUAUUUUCUUUUCGGCCUUGGGUCUUGAUGCCAUUUUUUCACAUAGUUUGUUGCACUUAUUGCUCCUUUUGGUGGUUUUGUGGAUCUAUGGUCGUGAACGAUUCCAGCGGGAUAUUGAGUUUAUGUUGGGCCAGCCCUUUGCCUCCUGGAAGGUUUUCAUACUUCGCUUUAUAGCUCCAAUAAUUUUAGUCAUUUGCCUGCUCGCGGGAAUUGGUCUAUCCAUAUCGGAGCACUCUUAUUCCACGGCAGUGGUCGUUGUGAUGUCGAUUGUCCUCGUGGUUUUGCCCAUUCUGGCCAUUCCUGGGUACGGAUUUUACUACCUCUACCAAAGCACAGGCACCUUUUGCGAACGAUUCAGACGCACCUGCAGACCCACCGAUUGGUAUCCGGUUGAGAUGGAGCACCGCCAGCAGUACGAGGAAGCUGUGGACAAUACCGAGAUGACCCACCAGCUAUUCGAGGUUACUGAGGAAGUCAACUAGUUACUGAUGCACUUAGAAAUGUACUGAACAUAAAUAUAUGAGUAAUUUUAAUGCGUAUUCUAAGAAGGUAUGCAUAUAUACACAAUUUUUCUUGGAAUAUCAUAUUGUAAUAGGUGGAAAAGCUAAGCUUGUUGCACUAUGAUUAUAACAAUUUGCUUUACAGCGGUUAUCUCACCUGAAUCGAUCAGGUUCCCACUUGUGACUGUCCAUAAAAACGUAGAUAUCUCGGAAACUUUAAUAAAGUUGAGCUUAAAAAAUC
Molecule: messenger RNA, 2101 nt
Organism: Drosophila mauritiana
Lineage: Eukaryota; Metazoa; Arthropoda; Insecta; Diptera; Drosophilidae
Product: sodium- and chloride-dependent glycine transporter 1
Exons: 8
Coding region: 1-1842 (613 amino acids)
Biological process (GO): sodium ion transmembrane transport
Cellular component (GO): membrane
Source: RefSeq, a predicted model, not a curated record